Messenger RNA from Limulus polyphemus (Atlantic horseshoe crab), 5312 nucleotides. RefSeq names its product multidrug resistance-associated protein 1-like (gene MRP). The coding region runs from base 78 to 4730 and encodes 1550 amino acids. The record is from RefSeq and is a predicted model, not a curated record. Gene Ontology annotation, cellular component: membrane. Lineage: Eukaryota; Metazoa; Arthropoda; Merostomata; Xiphosura; Limulidae. Gene Ontology annotation, biological process: transmembrane transport. The transcript has 28 exons. Gene Ontology annotation, molecular function: ATP binding; ATP hydrolysis activity; ABC-type transporter activity.
CUGCGUUUUCUCACUACCCUUAAAGAGCAGCUGGAGAAGCGGCAUUAGGUACAGUUAGAGGUCGCUGUUGAUCAGGUAUGGCUGCGAAGCUCGAAGUAUUUUGUGGUAGUUCUGCAUUUUGGGAUGUAGAAUUGACAUGGAACACCACCAACCCAGACUUCACAGCAUGUUUUCAUAAAACAGUGUUGUUGUGGAUCCCAUUUGGUUUUUUGUGGAUAAUGGCCCCAUUUGAAACAUAUUACCUGCUUAAAAGUACAAGUCGUUUUAUACCAUGGACAGGAAUCAAUGUUUCCAAGCUUGUAACUGCAUCAGCUCUAUCCAUCCUUGCUCUUGCUGACCUCAGCUAUUCAGUCCAUCGCCAUGUUUCCUGGGGCUGGGAUGUUCCAUCAGCAGAUUAUUAUGCACCAUUUAUCAAACUGGUUUCAUUUCUUCUUGUGAUAGCAUUCAUUGUAGCAGGAAGGCUUCGUGGAAUAAUCAGUUCAGGUAUAUUGUUCCUGUUUUGGCUUAUUCUUGUCAUAGCAAGUGCUUUCACAUACAGAACGGUAAUUAAACAAGCACUAGAUGAGGACUCAGUGGAAGAUAAAUUUGAUUUUACAAUCAAUAUGAUCUACUAUCCCUUGGUUGUUGCCAGCUUCCUUCUCUCUUGUUUUGCUGAUGCCAAACCGCACCAUCGCCAGUUUAAACCUGUUUCUGAUGAGAAAGAAUGUCCAGAACAGUAUUCAUCUUUCCUAUCUAGGUUACUUUUUUCAUGGUUUACUAAGUUAGCUAUUCAGGGAUGGAAAAGGUCUUUGGUGUACCCAGAUUUGUGGUCCUUGAAUCAUGAAGACAAAACAGAAAAUGUUCUUCCAAUAUUUGAUAAUUUCUGGCAAGAACAUUUAUCCAAAUGUCAGUCCUUAUCAAGGUCAGCAGCUUACAGUCGAAGAAAAAAUGAUGAAGUGAAUUUCUUACAUGAGGAUAAGAAUAAAAACAGACCAAACAUUGUUAUAGCACUUUGCAAAACCUUUGGCCCAUUUUUUCUGUCAGGAGCUGUUUUUAAAUUAAUUCAUGAUAUUUUGCAGUUUGCUACCCCAAAACUUCUUAAGCUUUUGAUAGGCUUCAUUUCAAGUAAUGAACCUUUAUGGAAAGGAAUGUUAUAUGCUCUGUUGAUGUUCAUAGCAGCCACAAUCCAGUCCAUCACUUUAUCGGUUUAUUUUCAUCGUAUGUACAUUGUAGGCAUGAGGAUUCGUACAGCUCUUAUAUCAGUUAUUUACAGAAAGGCUUUGGUCAUGUCCAGCAGUGCUAGGAAGGAGUCAACCAUGGGAGAGAUUGUUAACCUUAUGUCUGUGGAUGCCCAGAGGUUUAUGGACUUGAUGACAUUUCUGAAUAUGUUGUGGUCAGCUCCUUUACAAAUACUUUUAGCAUUGGUGUUUUUAUGGGAUGAGCUUGGACCUGCUGUACUAGCUGGCCUUGGAAUUAUGAUUCUCAUGAUCCCCAUCAACGGAGUGAUAGCGAGUCAUACCAAAAAGCUACAGGUAAAACAAAUGAAGACAAAGGAUAAAAGGGUUAAAAUGAUGAAUGAAAUUCUUGGAGGAAUCAAAGUCCUGAAGUUGUAUGCCUGGGAAGAAUCUUUCCAAAAACAGGUCAAUGAUACAAGAAAUAAAGAAGUGCAAGAUUUGAAGAAGAUAGCAUAUUUAAAUGCUGUUACUUCAUUUCUUUGGAGCACAGCACCUUUUCUGGUGGCACUAGCAAGUUUCACCGUUUAUGUUCUGGUGGAUCCUUAUAAUAUUCUGGAUGCCCAAAGAGCCUUUGUUUCCAUUGCUUUAUUUAACAUUCUUCGAUUUCCGAUGAUCAUGCUUCCAUCUUUGAUCACAAUGCUUGUUAUGGCCAGUGUGUCUGUCAAAAGGAUGAAUAAAUAUAUAAGAAGUGAAGAACUGGAUCCUUAUGUUAGUCAUGAUGAUCAUGAAGUUGAUCCUAUCGUAAUUGAACAUGGAACUUUCACAUGGAGCCGUGAUGAAGCCCCUGUAUUAAAGGACAUUAACUUGCGUAUCCAUCAGGGUAUGUUGGUUGCGGUUGUGGGCCAAGUAGGUGCAGGAAAGUCUUCUUUAUUGUCUGCACUUCUUGGUGACAUGGAGAAGUUAGAAGGUCUAGUCAAUGUAAAAGGUUCAGUUGCAUACGUGCCCCAGCAAGCCUGGAUCCAGAAUGCUACAGUAAAGGAUAAUAUUCUGUUCGCUCAACCCUUGAAUGCUAAACUAUAUAAAGAGGCAAUUGAAACGUGUGCUCUUCAAUCUGAUCUUGACAUUUUACCAGGUGGUGACCUUACAGAAAUAGGAGAAAAGGGAAUCAAUUUGAGUGGAGGACAGAAGCAACGAGUUAGCUUGGCCAGAUCAGUGUACAGUGAUGCUGACAUCUAUAUCUUGGAUGACCCAUUAAGUGCUGUAGACUCGCACGUGGGAAAACACAUCUUUGAGAAAGUGAUUGGACCACAAGGUGUAUUGAAGGAAAAGACCCGCUUGCUGGUGACCCAUAGUAUUUCGUUCCUGUCAGAAACAGAUCUGAUUGUUGUGAUGAAAGAUGGAAUGGUUUUAGAGCUUGGAAGCUACAAGGAACUGCUUGAAAAGAAAGGAGCAUUUGGUGAAUUCCUGCUUCAGUACUUGCAAGAAGAUGUAGAGCAAGUUGAGAAUUUUGAUCCAGAAGAAUUAGAAGCGAUAGAAGAGAUUGUUUCAAAAGUUGGUUCUCCAGAAUUAGAACGCCAGUUGUCCAAGAUGGACUCUGAGAGUGGAGAUACUGAACAACAACGUAGGGAAAGACUUCGUUCUCUCUCCCAACAACUGUCUAUUAGUAGCAGUCAUAGUGAAUACUCUUCACCUUCUGGUAACUUCUCAGGAAGUAUAAAAAGAAAAGAAUCUACUUCUACUUCAGGAAAGUUUAUUGAUGGAAAGAUAGCUGAUGGUCGACCUGUCCAGUCAAAAGAUGGCACGAAGCUAAUACAGUCAGAAACUGCUGAGACAGGAGAAGUUAAGUUGUCUGUAUAUGUGACAUAUUUCAAGUCUGUUGGCUACCUUUGGGUUGUGGCUGUAUUAAUCACGUACUUGGCUAUGCAAGGUUUCUCUGUUGGUUCAAACGUUUGGUUAAGUGCCUGGAGUAAUGACAAACCUCAAGAAGAUGGUACCCAGGAUGUAAAUCAGCGGAAUUUGAGGCUUGGAGUGUAUGGUGCUCUAGGAGCAGCCCAAGGAAUUGCUGUUCUCAUGGGAUCCUUUUCCCUGUCUUAUGGAACAAUGCAGGCAUCAUCACUUCUUCAUGGUCAGUUGCUUCUGAACAUUCUUCGGUCACCUAUGCAUUUUUUUGACACAACACCCAUUGGUCGAAUUGUCAAUCGUUUCUCUAAAGAUAUAGACACUUUGGAUAUCACAAUUCCCAUGAACUUAAGAAGCUUUUUGGCUUGCUUUCUUCAAGUACUUGCCACCCUUUUUGUCAUCUCAUUAGAGACUCCCAUUUUUCUUGCUGUAAUAUUGCCAGUGGCUGUGGUAUAUUACCUUGUACAGAAAUUCUACAUAGCAACGUCACGUCAACUGAAAAGGCUGGAGUCUGUUACCAGAUCACCAAUUUAUUCGCACUUCUCCGAAACGCUGGCAGGAGUCAGCACCAUUAGAGCUUAUAAUGCACAGGAACGUUUUGUUCGUGAGUCCAAUUCCAGAGUUGACACCAAUCAGUCGUGCUAUUUCCCCAGCACAGUUUCUAAUAGAUGGUUGGCCAUCAGGCUUGAGUUUUGUGGAAACUGUAUUGUUUUCUUUGCUGCCUUGUUUGCUGUUCUUGGAAGAGAUACUCUCAGUCCUGGCUCUGUUGGGUUAUCUGUCAGCUAUGCAGUCUCAAUCACUGCUGUUUUGAAUUGGAUGGUACGGAUGAGUUCAGAACUGGAGACAAAUAUUGUGUCAGUGGAGAGACUUUUAGAGUACACUACUACCCCUAAUGAGGCUCCUUGGAAUGUUGAAGACCACAAACCUCCAAAAUCGUGGCCAGAUAAAGGUGUAGUUAAUUUCAAGGACUAUGCUACUCGCUACAGAAAAGGUUUAGAUUUGGUUCUGAAAGGGAUUUCAUGUAACAUGAACGAAGGGGAAAAGGUUGGAAUUGUUGGAAGAACAGGUGCAGGAAAAUCUUCUCUGACACUCAGUUUGUUUAGAAUAAUUGAAGCAGCAGGUGGUUCCAUAUCCAUAGAUGAUAUAGACAUUUCCAAAAUCGGACUUCAUGAUCUUCGAUCAAAACUGACCAUUAUUCCUCAGGAUCCAGUUCUAUUUUCUGGUACUUUAAGAAUGAAUCUAGAUCCAUUCAAUAUAUAUUCUGAUGAAGAAAUAUGGAGAGCUUUGGAACACUCCCACUUGAAAAGUUUUGUAUCUAGUUUGGAAGCUGGACUUGAACAUGAAGUAGCAGAAGGAGGGGAGAAUUUGAGUGUGGGACAGAGACAGUUAGUUUGUUUAGCUCGAGCCCUCUUGAGAAAGACAAAGGUUCUUGUGUUGGAUGAAGCCACAGCAGCAGUGGACUUGGAAACUGAUGACUUAAUUCAAGCCACAAUCAGGAAGGAGUUUUCUGACUGUACAGUUCUUACAAUAGCUCAUCGACUCAACACAGUUAUGGACUAUACCAGGGUGAUGGUUUUAGACCAAGGAAAGAUUAUUGAGUUUGAUUCCCCAGAAGCCUUACUCAAAGAUAGUACUACAGUAUUUUAUUCUAUGGCCAAAGAUGCUGGACUUGUAUAAUUACUUGUAAAUUAUAAAAUAAGUGUGCUAAACAAUUAAAGUGCAGUGUUUUUUACUGCAUGUGGCAAGUUGAACCGUCGUCAUUUGAAUAAUUUAAAAUGUUGACAUGAAAGUUUUGUGAUUCUUUUAAAUGUUUUUCAUUCCUUGGUGAUUUGUAUUUAUUUAUAUCAGAUAUAUAAUUGAAUAAAUUCCUGCUUAUGAAAUAGAAAUGAUUUCCCCCUGAUAUUAAUCUAAUAGCUCUGGUUAAAUCGAUACCACCUUUGUCUUUUUUGGUCAGUAAUGAGACUUUGUUUUUUGGUGAUGAUGUUUUACUGUAAUUAACAUAGUCUAAGUUUUCCCCAGUUAAAACUAAUUGGUAACUGCCCCUUCUUCAAAUAGUUGUCAUUUUACUAAAUUUCAUUACUGUUUAUGUAUGUGUGUAUCGAAUCAUCUCAUUUUUUUCACUAUUUGUUAUCUUUUGAAACAGUACACAAAGAAGGGAAAGUGCCUAGUGGCAAUAUCAUUUAAACAAGUGUUAUUUUGUAGAUGUUUUCAAUGUACUUCCAAAAAAAAGUGCCGAGUAAAUUUGGAACUCUAUUACAA